Messenger RNA from Anopheles aquasalis, 2617 nucleotides. RefSeq lists its product as uncharacterized. The record is from RefSeq and is a predicted model, not a curated record. NCBI's taxonomy places the organism in Eukaryota, Metazoa, Arthropoda, Insecta, Diptera, Culicidae. Gene Ontology annotation, cellular component: cytoplasm; nucleoplasm. Gene Ontology annotation, biological process: double-strand break repair via homologous recombination; resolution of meiotic recombination intermediates. Gene Ontology annotation, molecular function: DNA endonuclease activity; protein binding.
UAAUUUUGUGCUGUUGUGUCCCCCGGCCACCCGGAUGUCUCUGCGGGCCGAAACGUAUCUGGCACUGUGCUUGAUCGAUGCGAUCGAGGACAGCAAUCUUGAUGCGCUGCGGCUGCUUCUGGAAAAACACCAUGCGAAUCCGAACACCAUUAUUCCGGAGAAGGAUGUGGCGCCCAUACAUCUGGUGAUCGGUGCCGAUCACGAACCGUUCGCAGAGCGGGCCACCUCUCUGAUGCUGCAGUUUGGUGGCAACGCUAACCUGGCCUCGGUUGAGCAACGGCUUACGCCGCUCCACGUCGCAGCAAGCCUUGGCCGUGCCGGGAUCGCACGCCUUUUGUUGAAAGCUGGCGGAAAUGUGGAGCUCCUGGAUGACGAGGACCGAACACCGAUCGAGCACGCCAUCGAGGAGGGUCACUAUGAGGUACUGGCGUUGCUUAAAAACCACGUCUUUGAGCAGAAAAUCGAACGUCGGCGGAAGAAACUGUUGCAGGAACAGGAACAGCAACAGCAACAACAGCAAUUGUGUCCAGCGGCAUCAGAGAUGAGUUCGCUGCUCGCUUCCCCGAGUAUGCGUCUUCGGAAAGGAUUUGCCGAGAAGAUGGCUCCGCUUCCGGGGAAAACACUAUCGCACGCUCUGCAGGAGCUGGAUGAGAACGUACUAACGCCGAACAAGAUCCAUUACAACUUUGAUGUUACGAGUCCCUAUUACGUCAAUAUAACGCACCGACGAAAAGAUAGAAAGAAGCACAACCAUAACUCGGUAAGCCAAACGCUUUUCCUUCCGGACGGUCAGGAAAACAGUACACCACCGGCUGCCGGUGGCCAGUGUGAUGAUGAUGGCCCACCACCGGGCCCCGAACGAACGAAUCUGUUCGAGCUAACGGAACGAAAUCUGCGCAACUUUACACGCGACGACGAUGAGCGGCGCAGUGACCGCCGGCGCUCUUCGUUCAUCGAAUGCUGGAGGGAACAGAUCGCUGAGUUGCGGGGUCGCACUCGGAUUAGCUGCCGGAUGGAUGAUAUCGAUCGGAUUCUGGCUAGUUUCACGGAAACCCCAAACCAAACGGCAUACCUCGAUGCGGUAGAUGAGAGCUUCCGGACGGCGCAAGAGGUGGAACCGUCGAACCAUCCAGUGGCAACAAAAAAGCAGGAACACGAGGACCAGGAGCUCGAACAGGACCAACCGGCCAAUGUUGAAAUACCAAUGGAAGCUCUACAGAAGGACGAGGAUCGUGAUGAUGAUGAUUUGCGGGAACAGGAAGUUUGCGAGGUGAUAGCGAUCGUCGACAGCAGUCACGAGGAUGAUGUUGAUGAUGACAAGCCGGUGAACGACGCCACCACCAUGCCUCCGCCGCCAACACCAGCAGCACAAUUAGUUCCACAGAUACAGAUCACCACCGAUACCGUCGCGACGUGGUCAUUUCCAGUGAAAAGAAAUCCCUCGAUUACGAGCCAAUCGACGGUUGUAACGCUGCCACCACUCGACUACGAUACGGAUGCUUUGCGUGCGGAACUAACCCAAUACGGUGAACCACCGGGACCGAUCACAAAGCACACGAAGAAGCUGUACCUCCGGAAGCUCAUCAAAUGUCGCCGCCAUCCGGAACGAGUGACCGCUGCGGCGUCGGCGCGUGCUCUUGGCAGCAAAAAUUACUCCGUGGAACUGAUGACCACUGUACGGCGGGAGGAAACGUUCAGCAAGAUCACCGAAGAUCACCAACCGCUCGAGCGGGAGAUGGCUUCCGAGUUUCAAUCGAGUAACGGGGCACGGACUCGCCAGUUCCGCGAGGGUCACCAGAAGAAGAGCUUCAUCUAUCUGUUGCUUGAUCCGCGUAUUACCGACAACCUGCCAGCCCAGCAGCAGCAACAACCAAACACUCAGCAUGAACUCUGGAAGUGUUUCCUAUCGGCCGUGUUUUACGUUGGCAAAGGCAAAAGCAGCCGUCCUUACAACCAUCUACACGAUGCAUUGAAGCUGUAUCGACCUACGACGGGUACCGGGAAUAUGGCCCGGAAUCCCAUUGAAGAGCCUGUCGAAGAGGACGAUGGCUUGUUGGUGGACGAAACAGAAAUCGUAGAAAAAUGCCAACUAGAAGCGACAACGAAGAGGCUAACGGUGGCGCCAACAAGGGAAGCAGCAACAAUUCCCGCCGCCGAGGUGGAGAAGUCCGAUAGUCGGAAGCUGAACCGCAUCCUCGAUAUUUGGGCGGCCAGUAAAGGGGUCGUCUGUUUGCACGUCUUCCACAACAUCAUGCCGGCCGAAGCGUAUACCCGCGAAGCGGCCAUUAUCGAUGCGAUUCGGCUCGCCAAUCUGACCAACCUGAAGCGUGGCGAUUACUAUGGCAAGUGCGUUUCGUGGCCGUUGAAGCGCCGGAAGCAGCUCGGUAUACUGUUGCUCUGGAAGGCGUUUCUCAUCUAUCUGGCCGAAGGUGAAACGCAACUGCUGCCCGGUGAUUUAGUAUGACUGUCCGGGACCCUCUCUUCCCGCCAACCCUUCAGUACUUGUGAUAGACAAACCAAGGAACCCCAGAAAAUACUUUUCAAAAUCCUUGGCCUUGCCACCACCCUGCGCUCAUUGACUAGUUUUUUUUUAGACAAUAAAUGAUCUUCUUUUUGG